CUCUCCGCGUUGGGGGAUCAAUGAUCAGCAUGUUCGAUCAGACCUCGUCCCCCCCCUGGACCUCCGCGGGCCCCCCCGGGGCCCCGCAGCCCCGCAGCGCGGUCCUGCGGGCCGUCGUGGCGGAGCAGCUCUCCGCCGCCGCCCGGGAGAUCCUGGCGGCGCUGGAGAGAACCGUGGCCGACUACGAGAGGGAGGCGGCGGGGUUCAGGGACACCAUAGACCGGCAGAGGAGCCGGAUGGAGCAGCUGGAGCAGACCCGGGGGAGGGGGAUGGAGACCCGGGGAGAACCGCUGCAGGAGCCCCGGGGGAGGGAGACGGAGCCCCGGGGGAGGGACACGGAGCCCCGGGGGGAACCGCUGCAGGAGCCCCGGAGGAGGGACACGGAGCCCCGGGGGGAACCGCUGCAGGAGCCCCGGGGGAGGGACACGGAGCCCCGGGGGGAACCGCUGCAGGAGCCCCGGAGGAGGGACACGGAGCCCCGGGGGGAACCGCUGCAGGAGCCCCGGGGGAGGGACACGGAGCCCCGGGGGGAACCGCUGCAGGAGCCCCGGAGGAGGGACACGGAGCCCCGGGGGGAACCGCUGCAGGAGCCCCGGGGGAGGGACACGGAGCCCCGGGGGGAACCGCUGCAGGAGCCCCGGGGGAGGGACACGGAGCCCCGGGGGGAACCGCUGCAGGAGCCCCGGGGGAGGGACAUGGAGCCCCGGGGGGACCGAGCAGGUGGGGGUGAGGAGGAAUCGGCAGCGCCGGGUCUCACCUGUGAGGAGGCGGAGCCAGAGGAGGGGGAGGAGCCAGAGGAGAAGGAGGCGGGGCCAGAGGAGGCAGGACUGAAGGAGGAGGCGGAGUCAGAGGAGGGGGAGGAGGCGGAGCCACUCACCACCAGCUCCGGAACCACAAGAGACCUGGACCCGGACUACAAAGUACCGUCCAGAACUCCGUCUGGCAGGAGGAGGCCCAGCAGAACCAGGACCAGUACUGGUACCAGUAACAGUGACCCCCAGAACCACCUGAGCCUCAAGGUCCGGUUCCUCGAGGAUCCUCAGACCUGGAUGCUGUCCAACCUGGUGUUCCAGCGGUCCCCGGUCCAGGACCUGCUGGUCCCCCCGGGUCUACAGGAGUCCGGGUUCCUGGACCUGCUGAGGUCCCGGUUCCAGCUGGACCAGAACCAGGACCUGGACCUGCUGACCUCGGACCGCAGCCGGAGGCUCCGCCCCCUGCAGGUGCAGACCCGGGUCCCGGAGGAAAUCCAGCAGAACCUGGUCCAGGUCCAGGGGGGACUCCGGGCCGCGGUGCUCUACAUCAGACCCAAGACGCCGGCGGACCCCCAGAACCAGAACCACGGGGACCAGGUCCGACCCCCCCAGAACCAGCAGAACCGGGCCGACGGGACCGACUGCAGCUCAGCCACGACAUCAGCCGCCCAGACCAGAGGAAACAGGAAGUCCCGGUCCCCUAGGAACCCCCCCAGGUCCCGGUCCCCCAGGAACCCCCCCGUCAACAGGAAGCGGGGCCGACCCCGCAGUGACCCCCAGGGUCCCCAAGUCCUCCGGAUCAGCGUCCUGGAGGAGGAGAACCCGGAGGACGGAGUCCCCGAGGACGUGCUGCAGAGGUCGGCGGUCCAGGACCUGCAGGUUCCCCGGGGCCUGCAGGAGUCCGGGUUCCUGGACCUGCUCCGGUCCCGGUUCCCCCAGCUGGCCGGCUCCCAGACCCGGUUCCACCUGUUCAAGCUGGACCGGAACCGGAGACUCCAGAGGCUCCGGCCCCGAACCCUGAACCCCGAGGAGAUCCAGAGGAGCCAGGGCUCCGGGUUGAAGAGGCCCGUCCUCUACGUCAAGCUGAAGAUGGAGGAGGAGACUGCCGUGGCCCCGUCCCCCGGGUCCCAGGACCGGGACCAGGACCAGGACCCGCAGGGGUCCGGCAGCGAGGACGACCCCGGGGGAGCCGGGGACCAGGACUGGAAACCAGAUCCUGGACCCCCAAAGAGGCGGAGGCGGGCUAGCGGCGCCGCGGACGUGCGGACGUCCUGCCGGGUCUGCGGCGUCUGGUACCGGAACCUGGGCAGCCUGGUGAAGCACGCCUGGACCCACCUGGACCCGGCGGGGCUGGGGGGGGCGGCCGGGCCCUGCGGCGUCUGCGGCCAGAGCCCCGGGCCCGACGAGGACCUGCAGACGCACCUGCGGAACCACCACAAGAUCCACCGCUGCUCCGUCUGCCCCAAGGCCUUCAUCCGGCGCGCGGGCCUCAGCGAGCACGAGGCCCGGCACGCCGCCGGUGACGCCGACGGCCGCUUCCGCUGCGCCGUCUGCGGCCGCGGCUUCGCCAGCAGGUCCGGCCUCAGCAACCACUGCCUGGUCCAGCACGAGGACAAGCCGCACCGCUGCGCCGUCUGCCGCCGCGGCUUCGGCCUGCAGUCGCAGCUGGAGGCACACCGGCGGUUGCACCUGCGCCGCGACACCUACCGCUGCAACGUCUGCGGCAAGACGGUCAACAACCGGCGCUCGCUGGCCUUCCACCGGCUCAGCCACUCGCGCGACGCGGCCGCCGCCUUCGGCUGCGACGCCUGCGGAAAGCGCUUCAAGCACGCCAAGGCGCUGAAGGCGCACGCGGCGGUGCACACGACGCGCGAGCGGCCGUACCUCUGCCACGUCUGCAGCAAGACCUUCUACUCCAACUCCAUCCUCAGCGUGCACCUGCGCACGCACAGCGACGAGCGGCCGCACGCCUGCGCCGUCUGCGGCAAGGCCUUCCGCGACAAGCGCGACCUGCAGAAGCACCUGCGGGUGCACACCGGCGAGGCGCCCUUCGGCUGCCCGCACUGCGGCCGCCGCUUCAAGCAGAAGGCGGCGCGCGACUCCCACGUGCGCGGCCACCUGGGCAUCAAGCGCUUCGCCUGCCCCGUCUGCGGCAAGGCCUGCGCCCGGCAGGAGCACCUGAAGGUGCACAUGCGGACGCACAGCGGGGAGCGGCCGUACCGCUGCGACGUCUGCGGCAGGAGCUUCACCCAGAGCCACUGCCUGAAGACGCACAUGAAGACGCACCGGGGGGAGGGAGGCCCAGCCCCCCCGGAGGGAGACCCCGCCCCCCCGGAGGGAGACCCCGCCCCCGAACCUGCCGGCCCCGCCCCCUGACAGCUUCAUCACCAUGGAAACCAGCACCAGCUUCCAACUUCUUUGAUAGAAGUGACGUUUUUUUUAGUUUGAAGCAACUUUGAUUGAAGUCGUUGGUUUUUGUUUGUUAAAAAAUGAUUUUCAAUGAAAAAAAAUCAAUUCAAUAAAAAAACUUUUUAUAACUCUUGUGUCUUUCACAAAAUUGGGAUCAGACUGUAUGGUUUAGUUUUUACACUUUUAAUUACCUUGUGUUGAAUUGUGCUAUACAAAUAAACUUGCCUUGCCUUAAAUUCAGGCAUUCGUAACUGAAAUUCAA
Messenger RNA from Cololabis saira (Pacific saury), 3423 nucleotides. RefSeq lists its product as uncharacterized. Bases 21 to 3128 code for a protein of 1035 amino acids. The record is from RefSeq and is a predicted model, not a curated record. Lineage: Eukaryota; Metazoa; Chordata; Actinopteri; Beloniformes; Belonidae. Gene Ontology annotation, biological process: regulation of transcription by RNA polymerase II. The transcript has 9 exons. Gene Ontology annotation, molecular function: RNA polymerase II cis-regulatory region sequence-specific DNA binding; DNA-binding transcription factor activity.